AACACCUCUGUAGUGCGCUUAUCAACGCCGCGACGGAACAACAGCAAAGUUGCUCGAGCAGGUUCCAAAUCGGUCCCACUGACACACUCACUCAAUAUCUUCGGUAUCAGCGAGUAUGCAUCAAGUACUCUCCCUUCGCCUCCGCACCUCUUUCGCCUGUAGUUCUUGCAGUUGCACGACAUCCGUAGGAUUUCAAUCUGUUUGUCACGCCUUCCUUCGGAAUAAACCAAGUGGUAUCUUGUGCAUUUUAGUUAUCUUCAGUCGCUUAGCUUCAUCGACAACGUUAUUCAAUCAUCCACAUGCUUACCUCUUCUGCAACUCGUACUUGUGUUGAGCACAGGCUCGCUCACCCAUCGUCCAAGCUGCCUAAAUUUAGGCUUGGAAGGACCGCGGCCACCACGAUAAGAAGAGUUAUAUUACUUCUAGGUAGCCAAUCAAUGUUGAUAAAAGGUAAUUGAAUCGUGUAUGCUAGAAUGUAAAACGAGCACUUAGCACUAACACUAACUACACGACUAUUAUAACUAGAAGUGCAUAAUUAAAUUUCAAUUUGACGAGCCAAAAAUAGAAAUAGAUCAAAAAAGAUGGUUUCCAUGGGAAUGGUGUGUGGUGGAGGCGUGCUCACGUUGUUCGUCAUGAGUAUGAUUGGCAAAAAUGUGAAGAAGCGACGAAAACAAACGGGCGCAAAAUAUGUGGGGCAAGGGAGAAAGAAGGACACUGAUCCUCGAGCAUCCUCAUAGCAUCACGCACUAUCUUGUUCUUGAUGGGGGAACAAGAUCCUCAUUUUUAUAGCUGAACUUGGUUGUGUUCGGGCCUGCUGAUUUCUGUCAUUGUGAAGUACUGACUUCUAGUAGGCACAAUCACCUCGAUGAGAAACCUACGUAGCUGCUACACCACAUUCCUGGAUUUUUUUAUAUUUAAUCGAAGUAAAAUUGCAUGAUGAUGCCUUCUCACACCUUUGUGCGGAGUCAAUAAUUAGCCCUCAAAGCUAUCGAGAAGAGCAAUCGCAAGUAAAACCUCC
This is a messenger RNA of Amoebophrya sp. A25, 1018 nucleotides long. The record is from the annotation of a GenBank genome assembly. Lineage: Eukaryota; Dinophyceae; Syndiniales; Amoebophryaceae.